UUCAUUCCAAUCAAAACGGAUCCCAUUUCUCUCUUCUCAAAUCAAUUCUUUAAUAUUUCUGGAGUGUCAGCUUUUUUAUGAUUUAUGCUGCAUGGAACGGUCUGAGAUGCGAGGGUUCUAACGCGAUUUCGUACCUACUCGGCGUUCGACUUUGGAAUAUCAGUUGAGGAUUUCCCAAAUACAAUGCUCAGCGAGAGCUGGUGAGGGAAGAAAGAAAGAGAGAAAGAACGAAAGAACGAAAGAAAGAAAGAAAGAACUUGGAAGUUAUCAUACACGCUCGAGACCGAGAUCAACUUUACAACUAGGAGAACACAACCUCAGCCACGACCUCGACCUCGAGAAUUACCAUAUAAUAAAUCAUCAUUGGAUUAUAAUAUAGUCUUACUUUCUUUGAAGCAUUAAUAAUACCUCACUCUCUUUCUUCAUCAUGGCCACGAAACUCAAAAUGGCGGGCAUGCAUACCGCUGGAAUCUUCUCGGAUAUGACGGUUGAUGGCCCAGUAAUUGGUACUCUGGUUGUUAUCGUUGAUCGAGCCAAGAAUUUACCAAACAGAAAGACCAUUGGAAAACAAGAUCCUUAUUGUGCAGCUCGUCUGGGAAAGGAAGCAAAAAAAACGGAGACAGAUAAGAGAGGUGGACAAACCCCUCGAUGGGAUCAAGAGCUCCGAUUUACUGUUCACGAUUCACCGGAUUACUAUCAAUUGAAGGUCUCAGUAUUUAAUGACGACAAGAGAACAGAUCUGAUAGGAGAGACUUGGGUAAACUUACAAGAUGUCAUUGUUGCAGGAGGGGGACAAAGUGAUAUAUGGCAUAACUUAAACUUCAAGGGGAAAUAUGCGGGAGAGAUUAGGGUCGAGAUCACAUAUUAUGAUAAAAGACCCAAACCAGAGAAACCAGAGAAGAAGGAACCCAAACAAAACUCAUCGACAAUUACUCCAUCUACAUCUGUGCAAUCGAUAACGGAUUUCGGAAGUGUGAGUGGAAGUGGAAGUGGGAGUUUGAGAGAAGGAGUUGGUGGGCCAAGACAAUUAGGGGUGAAACCAAUUGUUAAGAGGCGGCCUCUACCAACCGAUCCAAUUACUGGAGCUCCAGCGCAACCUCCUGUGGCAGCACCCGCGCCAGCCCCGAUCCCUGCUGCGGUAUCACAUCCUGCCGAACUUGUUCAUACUCCUCCACGAGGAUAUCAGGCCCCAUCUACAGUUGACCAUGUGCAAAUGACCCCUACUCGUGGAUAUAGAGACUCUCCUUCUGCGAUACCAGAUCAUGUCCAGACCCCACCUCGAGGCUACCAAAACCCACCGACUGGAAUACCAGAUCACAUUCAGACACUGCCGCAAGGAUAUAAGAUGUCUCCAAAUGGUAUGCCGGAUCAUGUCCCUCGAGGAUAUGCAAAUCCACCGGUAAUUCAGGAUCAACCUUCGCCUCGUGGAUAUCCAAGUUCUGCUGCCAUGUCUGAUCCAAUGCAAGCGCAGCGUGGUUAUCACUCUCCUAUUGCUGGGCAAGAGCACGCGCAAACGCCACCGCGUGGAUAUCAGAACGGAUUCGCUCAGGAUCAAUCGCCUGUACAAAGAGUGGAAUACAACGCACCUUCAGCCCGGUAUAACCAACCCCAAGGAUAUGAUAUUAGUCCAGGAUCGACCCCAUAUGGAGGACCCCAAGACAUGAUGGUCGCAGCACCACCAAGUUCCCAAUCAAUGCGGAAUAACGAUAGAUAUGAGAUUCACGAUCCAAUGUUGAGAAAUGAUUACGAAAACGGUCAUGAUAUGAAUCAAUACGCGGCCCAUGAAGCGGAUCCUCGCGACAGAUAUGGAGGCUCUCGUAUGUUAACGUAUGAGCCUCAGCAGUCAGGUCCAUAUGAACUUCCGAUGAGCCCUGGUCCUCCGCCACCUCCCCCUGCUCAUGCAAGCAGACACGUGAAUUCGGUGCCAACUCUCGCGCAACCCAAGGCUGUCCAUGGCCGGCCAGUCAGUCGAGGAAAUUCCAAUCCAUACAACACUUCCAUGGAUGAUAUGCACCGCCACUCAAUGCCUGCUCAUACACAACCCACUUCAGCUUACCAGGCCUACAACCCACCAAAGAACGAUGACCAAUUCCGAAGGUCCGGAAAUGGAAACCCUUACCCACCCCGAAAGAACUCUUAUGAUUCGAGAGAUUUGAGGUACAAUCCCAGUUAUGAUGACAUGCAGCCGACUGUCGAGGAUGCCCCACCCACACCAGCUCCAGGACCAGGACCAAACAGUUAUCAGGCUGCUAUACCGCAUAGGGGUAGUGCACCAGGUGCCAUGCAACACCCAGCUGAAGGGAUGUAUGACCAAGUACCGGCACCAUUAAAUUUACGGCAUCGCCCUAGUCGCAAUAGUAUUGCAACAACUGCCCCGAGUCAUCAACAUUCGAAUAGCUCAGGUGGCUAUCCGACAUCUAGUUCUAUGUCUUCUGUCAGAGAUGGCGCUUCUGUAACCUCUAGAAAUUCUUACGGCCAACUCCCAUCAUCCCGCCAAGACAGAAGCCAGUCCCUAGGUGUGCAGAAUACUAAUGGAGACUAUGGUUUGCCUGAGAUGCCACCAACUUUGGUACCGGGAAUGGAUCCAAUCAUUGCAAAGGAAAUCUCGGAUCGGAUUUAUCACGAAAAACGAGCAAGUUAUAGCCAAAAUCCUGCAUCUUCGCAGCGAGGAAGAUAUCAAGAGAUUCCAAGACAUCAGCCACAACAGAUUCAACAGCCAAUACCCCUUCCCUAUCAUGAUAAUUCGGCUGUCGUCCCAUACUCACCACAAGCAGCAUAUGACGAUCGCCAAAGUCGAUACGCUGCGUCUACGGCUAUGGUGCCAGUAAAAUCUAGGGGCACGUCGCCUAAUCCCGGAAUGGAUAGACGAGGAAAUUCGCCUAACCCUAUGGAUCGAAGAGGCGUGUCUCCCAAUCCAAUGGAUAGAAGAGGUGCAUCUCCCAAUCCACCUAUGGACAGAAGGGGUGCUUCACCUAAUCCUAUGAACAGAAGAGGUACCUCUCCUAACCCAGCAGUCAUGCGAAAACCGGUCAGUCCUGCUCCGGAGCCUCGAAGAUUAUCUGGUAUUGCAUUCGGGCCAGAUUCAUAUGAUGUUUUCAAUCCAAGUCUGACAGGAUCGAAAUCUGCAACUUCUCUAAGUGCUGCUUAUGAUCCUAAAGAUGACCCCGAUGCGAAAAUCAUUACUUAUGAUGGCAGGGAAAUUGAUCCAAGUGAUCACAUCCCUGAAUCUAAUUAUGCACCACUCCUUGAACAAAAGGGACCAAAAUACGCUUCGCAAAUGCCAGAUCGCAAUUAUCGACCUCCACCAGCAGAAUACCCAAUGCCAUCAAAUGGUCGUAAGCAAUUACGUCAAGCAGGAAGGCCUCAGUCAAUGGCUGUCUCGUCCCCAAUUUACUUCAGCGGCGGCAUUCCUGACAACCCUCCAGCUACCGCUCAUAGGAAACUCCAAAAGAAGUCAAACCGCAUGUCGGCACAACCUGCAUACCAUUCGUCCCCAAAUGUACCGAUCUACAAAGAACCAACUUAUGCAUCUAGUAGAACGUCAAUGCAGAGACCCUCAACGGCUGAGUAUUCUCAUGACAGUUAUCAGUCAAAUGGUUAUCAGUAUGGAAGUAGCCCUGGAGGUGGAUAUCGAGGGGCGGUUGGGCCAGUCGUACCAGCGAAAAUUCCAAUGGCAUUACCGGCUCCAGCUAGUAGUGGCGCAGGGAGAGGAGGUGGAGGUGGGGAUGCGUGGGCGCUGUUGGAAGAAAUGAAAAACAUUGACUUAGGGGCCCCAAGUUCCAGAAGGAGAAGGCACUGAUAAAAAAUUUAAGCUCGAGACGAGUGUAGGCGGCGAUAGGGUGGUGCGAGCCGGAAAGGGAGAAAACAUAAUGUGUUAUAUUUUUUGUACGAUUGAGAUAGGAUAUAUCUGGUGGCUGCUUGUUUUCAUAUACCUUUUGCAUUUUCUUGCAUUCUUGAUUAUUGCACUCAUCUUCUGCGUUGGAUUUAGACUCUGGUAUCUCAAGGGUCUCAUAUCAAGGCUUUUAUGGGUAUAUAGCAGGUAUGGCGUUUUUCUUUGAGCAAUUGUGCUCUGUUAAGAUAGGGAAAGGGAAAGAUGAUGGGUAGAGAGCAGUGAACGGGCUAAUGGGGAAUUCAAAAGGCAUUGGUUUGGAAAGGAUGAUGGAAUGGGAACAGACGAGCCCUGUCCGGGUUUGGUAGGAUAGGAUGAGUUGAGAAGGAAUGGAGACUUGGAGAAUAUAUCAAAAUUGGGAGGUUAGGAAUCAAAUAGGUGGAGGGGUAGAGGAAGGAAGGCAAGGACGAAUGAAAAUGCAAAUGAAUAUGA
This is a messenger RNA of Botrytis deweyae, 4321 nucleotides long. RefSeq lists its product as uncharacterized. The transcript has 2 exons. Lineage: Eukaryota; Fungi; Ascomycota; Leotiomycetes; Helotiales; Sclerotiniaceae. Bases 428 to 3799 code for a protein of 1123 amino acids. The record is from RefSeq and is a predicted model, not a curated record.